AUGGCUGAUUCUGCUGUUAGUGUACAGGUGGCUUUAAGGAUAAGGCCUUUAGUCAAAUCCGAAAUUUCUAAAGGAUAUGUUAAAUGCCUCGAAACAGUGCCAAAUAAACCUCAAGUUUUAAUAAAAAAUCUUUCUUUUACUUACAACCAUGUAUUUCCACCAGAAGUUUCGCAAGCUGAAUUUUAUGACACUGCUGUUAAGGGUUUAGUUGAUGGAUUGUUUAAGGGCUACAAUGUGACAAUAUUAGCUUAUGGUCAGACUGGCUCCGGAAAAACUCAUUCCAUGGGCAUGGCUUAUUCAGUUGGACCAGUCGAGGAGAUGGGUGUUAUACCAAGAGCAGUAUCAUUUAUGGAAUUAUAUCAAGAACAAUUAUUUGAUCUUUUAUCAAAAUCAAAUAGAGAUCAAAGUAUAGUUGAUAUCAGAGAAGAUCAACAAAAAAGAAUUGUAAUUCCUGGAUUAACCGAAAUUGAAGUACGUAAUGCAAAAGAUACAUUAGAUUGUUUAGUUAGAGGAUAUCGUCGCAGAGCUGUAGGUGCAACUGCAAUGAACAGUCAAUCCAAAAAUCAAGAUCAACAAGAUAACCAUUUAUCUCAGCAGGCAGCUUUAACAACAGGGCUCCAACAAUUAAAUAAGGAAUUGGCUUGGAAGCGAACAUUAGUGGCACAAGUUGCACAAAAAGUGAAUAUGCCAAUACCUGAACCUAAAUAUGCUCCAAAAGACUUAUUUGAUAUGAUUGCUGACCCAAGGCGUUCAGUUGAUGCCCAUAAAGAGCGCGGUACUGAACUGGAGAAUCAGCUAACAGAAGCAGUGGCGAAAGUUGCUCAAUGUCAACAGGAAAUGGAUAAGCUACGUGAGCAACAUAGACAUGAAUUGGCUGAAUUAAUGACAUAUGGAAACAGAAAUGAUAUUAAGAAUUGUAGAACACCUGAAAAAAAGGCUAAGAAAAUGAAAAAAAGAUCCAGAUCAUCUUAA
Ctenocephalides felis (cat flea) is the source of this 972-nucleotide messenger RNA. Its product is annotated as chromosome-associated kinesin KIF4-like. Bases 1 to 972 code for a protein of 323 amino acids. Gene Ontology annotation, molecular function: microtubule motor activity; microtubule binding; ATP binding. The transcript is spliced from 5 exons. The record is from RefSeq and is a predicted model, not a curated record. Gene Ontology annotation, biological process: microtubule-based movement; mitotic spindle organization. NCBI's taxonomy places the organism in Eukaryota, Metazoa, Arthropoda, Insecta, Siphonaptera, Pulicidae.